Molecule: messenger RNA, 3218 nt
Organism: Cricetulus griseus (Chinese hamster)
Lineage: Eukaryota; Metazoa; Chordata; Mammalia; Rodentia; Cricetidae
Source: RefSeq, a predicted model, not a curated record
AUGUAUGGAAGUGCAAGAACGAUCACUAAUCUGGAAGGUAGCCCUUCCAGAUCACCUCGUUUGCCAAGGUCUCCUCGUUUGGGCCACCGAAGAACAAGUAGUGGGGGAGGGGGAGGAACAGGCAAGACUCUAUCUAUGGAGAAUAUUCAAUCCCUUAAUGCAGCCUAUGCCACAUCUGGACCCAUGUACUUGAGUGACCAUGAAGGGGUGGCAUCAACAACUUAUCCAAAGGGCACUAUGACUCUGGGCAGGGCCACAAAUCGAGCUGUGUAUGGAGGCCGGGUCACAGCCAUGGGGAGUAGUCCCAAUAUUGCUUCUGCUGGACUUUCCCAUACAGAUGUUCUUUCAUACACGGAUCAACAUGGUGGGCUAAGUGGCUCAUCCCAUCACCACCACCACCAGGUACCCUCCAUGUUGAGGCAGGUAAGAGACAGCACAAUGUUGGAUCUUCAAGCCCAGCUCAAAGAACUACAGAGAGAAAAUGACCUCCUACAGAAGGAGCUUGACAUUAAGGACAGCAAACUGGGAUCUUCCAUGAAUAGCAUCAAGACUUUCUGGAGUCCUGAGCUCAAGAAGGAGAGAGUCUUGAGGAAAGAGGAGGCAGCUCGGAUGUCUGUCCUCAAGGAGCAGAUGAGGGUUUCUCAUGAAGAAAACCAGUUACUGGAUGCCAGAAGAACCAAGCACCUGCAGUUGACCAUCCAGGCCCUUCAGGAUGAGCUGCGGACCCAGAGAGACCUCAACCACCUCCUGCAGCAAGAGAGUGGCAACCGAGGAGCGGAGCACUUCACCAUCGAGCUGACUGAGGAGAAUUUCCGCAGGCUCCAAGCUGAGCACGACAGACAGGCCAAGGAGCUGUUCCUUCUGCGGAAGACAUUGGAAGAAAUGGAGCUGAGAAUCGAAACACAGAAACAGACUCUCAAUGCCCGAGAUGAGUCCAUUAAAAAGCUCCUGGAGAUGCUGCAGAGUAAAGGGUUACCAUCCAAAAGCCUUGAGGAUGACAAUGAGCGCACCCGGCGGAUGGCAGAGGCUGAGUCUCAGGUCAGCCACUUGGAAGUGAUUUUAGAUCAGAAGGAGAAGGAAAACAUCCACCUGAGAGAGGAACUGCACCGAAGAAGCCAACUUCAGCCGGAGCCAGCCAAGACGAAGGCUCUCCAGACUGUCAUCGAAAUGAAGGACACAAAAAUUGCUUCGUUGGAGCGAAACAUCCGGGACCUGGAGGAUGAGAUCCAGAUGUUGAAAGCCAAUGGUGUGCUCAACACAGAGGACCGAGAGGAGGAGAUCAAACAAAUUGAGGUGUACAAAAGCCACUCUAAGUUUAUGAAGACCAAGAUUGACCAGUUGAAGCAGGAACUUUCCAAGAAGGAGUCAGAACUUCUUGCCUUACAAACAAAGCUUGAAACCCUUAGCAAUCAAAAUUCAGAUUGCAAGCAACACAUUGAAGUGCUUAAAGAGUCGCUUACUGCCAAAGAACAGAGGGCUGCCAUCCUUCAGACAGAGGUAGAUGCGCUGAGAUUACGGCUGGAAGAGAAAGAAUCUUUUCUCAAUAAGAAAACAAAACAGCUGCAAGACCUCACAGAAGAGAAGGGGACCCUAGCUGGAGAGAUCCGUGAUAUGAAAGACAUGUUAGAAGUAAAGGAAAGAAAAAUCAAUGUUCUUCAGAAAAAAAUUGAAAACUUGCAAGAACAACUUAGGGAUAAGGACAAACAACUAACCAACCUGAAAGACAGAGUGAAGUCCUUGCAGACAGAUUCCAGCAACACGGACACUGCUCUGGCCACACUGGAGGAGGCCUUGUCAGAAAAGGAGAGAAUAAUAGAGCGCUUGAAAGAGCAAAGGGAGAGAGAUGACCGGGAAAGACUAGAAGAGAUAGAAUCCUUUCGAAAGGAGAACAAAGACCUCAAAGAAAAGGUUAAUGCUUUACAGGCUGAGCUCACAGAGAAAGAGUCUAGUUUAAUCGACCUGAAAGAACAUGCAUCUUCAUUAGCUUCUGCAGGCCUGAAGAGGGACUCCAAAUUAAAAUCUCUAGAAAUAGCCAUCGAACAAAAGAAGGAGGAGUGUAGCAAAUUGGAAGCACAGUUAAAAAAGCAAGCUGAGCAGUUGUUCAAUCAGAUGUACAACCCAGCGCAUAAUAUUGAAGAUGACUCCAGGAUGAACCCCGAGUUUGCAGACCGACUAAAGCAGCUUGACAAGGAAGCAUCUUACUAUCGUGAUGAGUGUGGCAAGGCUCAAGCAGAAGUGGACAGGUUGCUGGAAAUCCUAAAGGAGGUGGAGAAUGAAAAGAAUGACAAAGACAAGAAGAUUGCGGAACUUGAGAGCUUGACUCUCAGGCAUAUGAAAGACCAGAAUAAGAAGGUGGCUAACCUCAAGCACAACCAACAGCUGGAGAAGAAGAAGAAUGCCCAGUUAUUAGAAGAAGUCCGCCGGCGAGAAGAUAGCAUGGCUGACAACUCACAGCAUUUGCAGAUAGAAGAGCUGAUGAAUGCCCUGGAGAAGACCAGACAGGAGCUGGAUGCCACCAAAGCCCGCCUCGCCUCGACCCAGCAGUCUCUGGCUGAAAAAGAAGCACACUUGGCCAACCUCCGGCUAGAGAGGAGGAAACAGCUAGAGGAGAUCUUGGAGAUGAAACAGGAAGCACUACUUGCGGCUAUCAGUGAAAAAGAUGCAAACAUUGCCUUGCUGGAAUUGUCUGCCUCCAAAAAGAAAAAGACCCAGGAAGAAGUCAUGGCUCUGAAGCGGGAAAAAGACCGACUGGUGCAUCAGUUAAAGCAGCAGACCCAGAACAGAAUGAAGCUGAUGGCAGACAACUAUGACGAGGACCAUCACCAUUACCACCACCACCACCAUCACCACCACCACCGAUCUCCUGGGAGGUCACAGCAUUCCAACCACAGGCCCUCUCCGGACCAGGAUGACGAGGAGGGCAUAUGGGCAUAGCCGGGCCUGUAAACCAAAGUUCCAGUUUUGUUUUGAGGGAUAUUCCAGUGUGGUGUGAUUCUCGUGUCCUUCUGGUUGUAUCAAAUGCUUGGCAAGGAAUAAGGAAAAAUCAAAGUCUGUAUCUUCCUGGAGCUGAAAUUGUCAUCUCUAAGAAGCCUGUUGAAUGGAUUAUACUGUCCCUUCUGUGGCAGUUCUGAAGAACUACAGGAGGAUCAAGGCAUAAUAAUGGCGAAUGGGUAACUGUAACUCUUCCAAUGAAUUAAAAUGGAUGUGUUGCCAUAGGG